Molecule: messenger RNA, 624 nt
Organism: Arabidopsis arenosa
Lineage: Eukaryota; Viridiplantae; Streptophyta; Magnoliopsida; Brassicales; Brassicaceae
Source: the annotation of a GenBank genome assembly
GAAACGUCGUCGUUUGUUCCAUACAGAGAGACGGGUGUUAUUCGGUUUUUAGAGAGCUUUGAAACUUGGUUUGGAGCUUAGCAUUUAAAUGGCGGUCGUCGUCUCCAUCCACCGUCCUUAUGCAACCCUCACUUUCUCUGAAAGUCCUAAUCUUCUUAAACCUCACCACGAAUUCAACAAUUCCUGCCUGAGAUUUGAUCAUUUUCCUCGGAACACCAAGAAUCAGCUCCGUUGCUUAUCUGCGAAAUCGACGCCAUCGAAACCAGACCCUGAAUCUCCUCAAGAUGGGGAAGAGCUGGAGAGUGUGGGAGUCAAAGCAGCUUUAGCAAUGCUGAGAUUCUACAAGAGAGAGAUAUCGCCGGUGUUACCUAGAAGCUGCCGUUACGUUCCGACUUGCAGUGAAUACUCAAUGGAAGCUUACAAGAAAUAUGGAGUUCUCAAAGGCACUGUUCUCACCACUUGGCGUCUCUGCCGCUGCAAUCCUCUUGGUGGAUCUGGAUUCGAUCCUCCAAGAUGGUUUGGUGAGAGUGAGAUCAAGCUCCAAGAAGGAGAAGAAGAAGAAGAUAACUAUGACGACGAAAGGUUUUAGAUAGAGUUAUUUUUUAAAAAACAGUAGAAGUUGUA